This is a messenger RNA of Pyrus x bretschneideri (Chinese white pear), 2162 nucleotides long. Its product is annotated as protein CPR-5. The transcript has 5 exons. Gene Ontology annotation, biological process: leaf senescence; defense response; trichome morphogenesis. Bases 115 to 1866 code for a protein of 583 amino acids. Lineage: Eukaryota; Viridiplantae; Streptophyta; Magnoliopsida; Rosales; Rosaceae. The record is from RefSeq and is a predicted model, not a curated record.
GGAAAAGUAGCUUGAAUAAACCAAUAAAAACCACAACCGUAUCGAAAGGUCUGACUACUUUUCAAAUAUUUAUGAAGGAAACGUUGCUCCCUUUCCCACCUUUCCUUGCGUUCCAUGGACUCCACUCCUUCCGUUCCCGCUGAUCAACCCGACGCCGCAGACCAUGAAAACACCACCACCACAACCACCGUUGAUGCCAACCCCAACCCUUCAAAUCCGGCGGUCCCAAACUCUUUGCCGGGUGAUGCAAGCCCAGAAAAACCCAUCGGCAGGAACAAAAAGAAGGCGAAGAAGAGGGUAUUAAGAGACCCUUCUGCAGCGUCCUCCUCUUCUUCUGCUUCAAUAUCUUCGGGUUCGUCUGUCAGAGGAACACGCGUGGCGGGCAAGCGCCGAACCCCUAAGUUGGUUUCCACGGCGUCUCGAAGAAACCCUAAUGCAGACGAGAUUGCGUUUCGGCUGGGGAUGUCAAUUGCAGCUUUUGUUGCCCAGAUUCUGGAAAGGAAUGGUGAGCUAGGUGCAGGGAUGUCGUCUGAUCAUCUUGCUAAGAUAUGUGCUUCAGCUGUCAGAGAAUCUUUAGCCAAUGAUUUUGGGAACACAUUUGAUUGUUUUAUCAGGAACUUUGAAGAAUCAUUUGGAAGCACCUUGAGGACUCUAAAAUCGAUCAAGGAAUCAUCUACAGAAAACAGGGGAUAUAUCUCAAGCCACCAAAACAUGGACAGGUCAAAUCUGCGUGUGCCUCAUGACGAGCAUGAUGAUUGUUUAAGAAGAGAAAGCAGUUCUGUUAUAGAAGAUUGUCACUCAGAAGAGAUUCCCCACACUAAUGCAACCCUGGGUCAUUUAAAUUAUAGAGACGAAGUACAGCAGAAUAUGUUAACAGAUUCUCUUAAUCUGGAGCUCUCUUUGCAUGGGCAAACAAACCAGUUGGCUUGUGUUUUCCCAAGGAUUUCUGAAUCUGGAACCAACCAGUCUAUUCUUAAAACUAUUGGAAAAUCUGUCAUGGAGCAAGCCCGUGCAAAUGACCUCAAAACAUUGGAGCUUAAUCUUACAAUACAAAAAAUGAAGAUGAAAGAGACACAACUGGAUCUCCACUAUGAUUCUAAUCAACUGGAGAGAUCAAAAUUUGCUAUGGGCAUAUCAAAGCAAUCGUUUAAAGCUGAAAAGUUUAAGAGUCAAUUAGAAGACAUCAGACAUGCUGAGCUGCUUCGAAGGUGUAAUGACUGUCUAGUUUUUGGUUUGCUUGUCAUGGCUGGAUUCCUGAUGUAUGGUGUUUAUGUCUAUUCAUAUGAAAGACUUACAGAAGGAACUGCAUCCUGUACAUCUCCUUCAACAAAGGGUUCGAAGUCUUGGUUGAGAUGGGAAGCCUGGGAUCCAAUGACAUCUUUCAAUUCAUGGUUUAAUGUUCUAUGGUGUAAGGUUCAAGUUUUAUCUCGAGCGCUAAUUGGUCUCUUAACGAUUGUUGCAAUUACUUUCGUCUUCCUCCAUUGCUCAGCAACUGCAAAACGGAUAAUGCCAGUAACUUACAUAGUCUUGCUAUUGGGACUUUUGUGUGGUACUGCGGGCAAGUUCUGCAUAGACACAUUAGGAGGGAACGGUAAUAUUUGGGUUAUGUGGUGGGAGAUUUUUUGCGCGCUGCACUUCUUGUGUAAUGUCUUUACAUCGACCUUGUACCUUAUCCUGUAUGGAUCAGUUGAUGCGUCCCAAGGAGCAAAAAGAAAAACAAGGUUACCAUACUGCAUCCGGCGAGUGGUGUUCUUUGCUAUUUUGUUUCUGCUUCUUCCAGUGUUUUGCGGCCUCUUGCCUUUCGCAAGCCUUGGUGAAUGGAAACAUCAUUUUGUGGUGUGGGUCACUGAUCUUGGUUACUGGUGAUGAAAGGUGGCUACUGGAGUGCUGAGACGAGCUGCUUCUUUUUACUCAACGAGGUAGCUUUUGAGUAGAGGCCGGCGUUGUAAUUUGUUUGUAAGUUAUGGGAAGCUGCCGUUGUAUCAUAUGCCGGAAUAAUCAGGCUGGCAUUGUAAUUUGCUGUGUACUAUUAGCAUUUUGAGUGUAGUGAGAGGGGGGGGGGGGGUGGUUUUGCGGCCAAGGGUUGGGGGCUGUUUAAACUCUUGAUGUGUAUUAUCAGAUAUUCAAAUGAAUAUAUUGCAAUAUCAAUUAAAUAAUUUUAA